Molecule: messenger RNA, 2640 nt
Organism: Penicillium alfredii
Lineage: Eukaryota; Fungi; Ascomycota; Eurotiomycetes; Eurotiales; Aspergillaceae
Exons: 2
Coding region: 1-2640 (879 amino acids)
Source: RefSeq, a predicted model, not a curated record
AUGUCUAACAGACUCGCCAACGUCAACCAUGCGGCGGGCAUCUUCGCCGACAUGUCGGUCGAUGGCCCCGCCAUUGGCACCUUGGUCGCCAUUAUUGACCGCGCAAAGAACCUGCCCAAUCGCAAGACCAUGGGCAAACAGAAUCCAUAUUGCGCAGCACGACUAGGCAAGGAAGCAAAGAAGACUCGUACCGAUCUCCGAGGAGGACAGACUCCCAGAUGGGACUAUGAACUUCGAUUCACCGUGCACGAAUCCCCCGACUACUUCAAGCUGAAAGUAUCCGUGUUUAACGACGACAAAAGGACCGAUCUCAUUGGCGAGACUUGGGUCGACCUGCAAAACUUGAUUAUUCCCGGUGGAAGCCAGAAUGACCAUUGGCAUUCGCUACAAUGCCGGGGUAAAUACGCAGGGGAUAUUCGGAUUGAGAUGACCUACUACGAUACCCGGCAGCAGGACGAGGCUGUGAUUGAACGCCGCAAAGAAGCUGCGGAGAGGGUCCAAGGUAAGCCGACUAGCUCGUCGGGCCCCUCAGGUCUGUCCGGUCCCCGGCAAUUAAAGGAAGUCAAAAGACGGCCCUUGCCCAGCGACCCGCCAGGAGUCACCCCGGCGCGGCCAGCCGCUCCGGAGCACGCCCAGUCUGCUCCUCCAUUGCAUCACCCAAUGCCAUCUCGACCGGCCAUGCCAGAUCAUACUCAUUCUAUGCCCCCGGCCGGUGGACCUGAAAUGCCAUAUCCUCCCCGGCAUUCAGAGCCUUCUUAUGAUGCGCCACCUUACACUGAACCAUCUCCCAAUAUGCAUCCUGCCCCAGGGGCCUACGAUAUCCCUGAUCAUUACCAGCGUGAAUGGGAUCUUUCGGCCCCCGCUCCUCCGUCUACAGGAAUGAUUAGACGCAACAUGCAGGAACCACCUUAUCCCUGCAAUGACGUCCCAGAGAACCCCUACGACUCGCGUCCGUAUCAGCCUCGAAGCCAUUCCGAUUAUGAUCACCCCCAGCCGCGAGACCAUCGAUCGCAAAGGGAUCUCCAUGAGCGGAUGCUAUAUGAACCGGGUUCACACCCGCAAGAUGUCUAUGCUCCCGUGGAGCAGCCACGAUUCAACUCCGAGCCCCUGUCUUAUGGUCCUGGCGCAUCUUACUCCAGCGUAUCAGGCCACCCUUACGAUCUGCCUGCCUCUGAUUACCGUCCUAAUUCAUCUUCGGGGCCAGCCGAAGAUCCGCGGUUCCACCCACAUGAGGUCAGGGCUUUGCAACCCCUCAACCGCCAUGAUGACUACCACCCUGAAUACGCCACGAUGCAGCCCCGAGUCGAGGACGAAGAUGAAGACGGACUCCCUCCUCCCCCUCCUCUCCAUCGCUCCCGCAUGCCUCAACCCCCGGCCCCCCAGCCUCCCGCUCCGUCUUAUGCGAGUUAUGGCCCAGGAUAUCCCACCAAUUCAGGUUCAACAGAAAACAUAGCACCACCCAUGACAACCACACCCGAAAAAAGUCGGGACCUUGUUCCUGUGGGCAAUGCAUCUCGUGUGCCCCCAAGUCUGGUUGCCGGGUUUGAAACGGAAGGUGGACUGGACAAACCGGCGUUCGAAGAUCGAGCGAAUCGACGACGCACCACCCACUUUGAUGAUGAGAUGAUGAUUUCUCAACCCCCAGUGUCGGCCCCUGUAUCAGCUCCUGCGCCCUACGAAGCUCCUGUCUACCCCCUGCGAACGUCUCCCCAUCCGGCAGAGGAGAGACCCGGCUCUAUGGGAGGCAGAGGCGCGUCGGCCAGUCCCGACACGCGCAUUGUUGCCCGGAAAUCGGUCAGCCCCCGGCCGUCAUCUGGGAAUGAUCGCGGAAGCUCGGCAGUUCCGUACUCCCCCGACUCAUACGACAACCUAAACCCCCAUGCUUCGCGAUCAGUCGUUAGCCGGGGUCCUUCACCACCCUACGAGUCUCCGUCCCAGACAAGAGAUAUCGUACGGGCUGAGAGUGAACCGACUAGAGAUGCUGCCCCCAUCAUUGGCGACGAUGGCCGAGAGAUCGAUCCCUCGGAUCAUCUGCCUACGGACACUUGGGCACCUGAGCCGGAGAGGAAGAACCGCAAACCCGAAGUCAUUAUUCGUUUCAAGCAUUCAGCCCGCCCGACUUCUCGAGGCAAUGACACUCCGAGCCGCAGCGCGGGGCCACCUCGUGUCGGCUUCAGGACCACUCCGGACACCGGGUCGUACAGCGCGGAUCGUCCGAGCAAACGAUACACUCCCACCCACGAGCACCCGGGUGCCGAGUCUGUGGACCGGACUCCACCCCGCGCAGACCGUGGGCAUGAGAGCUAUGGAGGCUACACGCACAGCCGGGGUUACAGCACCCCCACAUCGGCAGACCGGCCGCGCUCCUCCCACCGAGGCUCCGUUUCCCCAUCUCCCAGCUCUCACUCGCCGCUGUACGACUACAGUACCGGUCCUCCAAUCCCGUCCAAGGUCCCAAUCUCGGCAGCUCCAAGCUACCCAGUCACGUCCAGCAACCCCAACAGUGGGAACCCAGGCAUGGAUGCGCUGAGCCGCGAGCUGAAGACCAUCGAUAUCGGCUCUGUGGGCUGCAGCCCUGGUCGGGGAGCCGUUCGCAGAUACGCACCCAGGUCACCGGCGACCAUGGGGUAUGCCAACUAA